Molecule: messenger RNA, 3066 nt
Organism: Closterium sp. Naga37s-1
Lineage: Eukaryota; Viridiplantae; Streptophyta; Zygnematophyceae; Desmidiales; Closteriaceae
Source: the annotation of a GenBank genome assembly
AUGACCGCGGCGCUCGCUGCCGCCGCCAAGGCAGCGAUCAGGCCGCGCGCACCGCGGCGGCAGGUGAUUCAGCUCACGGACGCGGCGGCCGAUCGGAUUCGCGAGCUGCUGACGAGGCGCAACAAGGAGUACCUCAAGCUGGGCGUCAAGUCGCGCGGCUGCAGCGGCAUGAGCUACACGCUCACCUACGCCGACGAGCCGGGGAGGUUCAACGAGGUGGUGGAGGAGAAGGGCGUGCGAGUGGUGGUGGAGCCCAAGGCGCUCAUGGCCGUCAUCGGCACCACCGUCGACUUCGUACAGGACCGCCUCAACCUCCCUCUUUCGCGACCUCACUCUCUUGUGUCACGUUUGUAUUCUCCCCUCCAUCCUCCCCUACCUCUCUCUCUUCCUUCAUUAUCGUUCAUCACAUUCAUGCCCUGCUGCCCCAUGCUCCCCCUUACCUUCCCACCUGCUGCUGUCAUUUCCGAAAUGACUCAUUGCCCUGAUCCUAUUCCUCACCUUCCACCGAUCAUUGUGCGAAUGGCAUGUUCGGGGUGGGCGGUGGGGGGGCGCAGGUGCAUGCAGCGAAGCCUCUUUAGGUUAUUCGCCUGGGGGUUGGGCAGGAAGGGGGGGAGAGGGCGGGGUGGUGCGGAUGGCAUGGGAUGGGAGGAGCAGGCGGAGUGCGGGUGCGGCGCAGGGGGGUUGGGGGGAGAUGGCAUGGGAGGUGCAGGGGGUUUGGGGGGAGAUGGCAUGGGAGGUGCAGGGGGUUUGGGGGGAGAUGGCAUGGGAGGUGCAGGGGCGUUGGCGGAAGAUGGCAUGGGAGGCGCAGGGGGGUUGGGGGUGAGAUGGAAUGGGAGGCGCAGGGGGGUUGGGAGGAAUCCCUCAUGCCGGGACACCGCUGCUGCUGAGAUGCAUGCAGUGAGGCCUCUUGACGUCGUUCGGAUUGGACAAGCAUAUGGGGGGGAAGGUUUAGGGGGCAUGGGAGGCGUAGGGGGGCUGUGGCGAGUCAGGUACCACAGGAUCAACUUGUACAGGGGUGGGUGGGUGGGUGCAGGUGCAGGGAGUGCGUUGAGCAGUGGUGGUUGGCAUUGCAUGCCAGAGCACUCCUCCAUUCACCCCGCCUCGUCGCGCCACCUGCACGCGUCGACUCCCGCAAUGGCGGCGGACGCCGCAGUCGGCGCCGCGAUUCAAGGCGCGUACAGAGCAGCCACGAGCGUCGCGUCGCCAUUGGUGGCGAUGGGCCUCUGGCAGCGCGCGUUGCUGGGAUUGGACGGCGCGGGGAGCAGAUGGCGGGAACAACUGGGCGUACCUUCGGCGAAGCGACCGGACGGUCCUCUGUUGUGGUUCCAUGCUGUUUCCGUGGGCGAGAGCGCGAUCGCGAUACCGCUGGUUCGCAAGUGCAUGCAGCAGCGGCCGCGCCUCAAAGUGCUCUUCACCACCCGCAACGCCCUCGCGCUGUCUGUUGUAUCCAAAGCCUUCUCCAAAACGCAUGUCAUAUGCCAGCUAGCGCCAAUGGACGCGCCAGCAGCGGUGGAGCGCUUCCUGGCGCACUGGCAGCCCAACGGGGCGGUGUUCAUGGAGCAGGAGCUCUGGCCCAACCUCCUGCUCUCGCCCCGCCUCCUCACUGUGCCCAUUGCGCUGCUCAACGCGCGCAUGACCCAAUCAACGUUUGACAGGUGGCACGCCAUGGAUGGGCUCUUCCUCCCUCUCGUCUCCGCCAUGAUUGGUCGCUUCGCCCUCAUCACCACCACCAGCACGGAGCAGGGGCUACGGUAUCAGCGCCUGGGCGCCAACCCCAUGCUCACACGCUACACCGGCAACCUCAAGUUCGCGACCAUGAGCAGUCACGGCAGCAGCAGGAGCAGCAGGGAAGGGGAGGCGGAGAGUGGGGGGGCGAGAGGGGGGGCGAGGGCGCGGGGAGGGAAGGAGGAGGAAGUGAGGCGUGUGGUGCGAGGGCGGCGGGUGUGGCUGGCUGCCAGCACACACGCGGGCGAGGAGGAAGCUGUCCUGCGCGUGCACCGCAAUCUGAAGCACCGAGUGGCGGGGCUUCUCACUGUCAUCGUGCCCCGAGACCCGACCAGAGGGGCGGCCAUUGGCAAGUUCCUGGCAUCGCAGCUGCACCACCCGCCACCGCUGCAGCCGGGGAUGACAGCAGAGGAGGCACGGGCCAAGCCGGUGAGAGUGGCUGUGCGCUCCCAGGGGCAGGCAGUGACGCCCGACACUGACUUCUAUGUUGCUGACACCAUUGGCGAGUUGACGCUGCUCUACGCCAUCAUCCCCCUCGCGUUCGUGGGGGGCUCUCUGCUGCCCGGCCUGGGCGGCCACAACAUCGCUGAGCCUGCUGUUUCCUCCUGUGCCGUGCUCACUGGUCCCCACCUGGGUCACUUCACCUCUGUGCUGCAGCAGCUGCAGCAAGUGGCGCCCCUCUCUGUGUGGCAGGUGGCAGACAAGCACGAGUUACAGACAGCAGUGCAGCAGCUACUCACCAACGAGGCGCAGCUGAACGCGCGGCGCAUAGCAGCGCAGCGAGCAGCAGCGUCGGGCACGGAGGGCGUGGUGGACGAGGUGUGGGAGGCGCUCGACUUUGCCGUGCUGCAGCGCAUGACCCUCCCCACCACCGCUUCUAGCAGCGACCGUGCAGCGGCAGCAGCGGCGCUGGAGCUGAGGGAGGACGGCCCAGAUGCGGAGCUCACAGGGGUGCUGCAGGCUCGAUUGGACCGCAUCGAGUCGUUCCCUGCAGCUGCAGGCGCCAUGCAUGGUGCCGCGGUGGAUGGGGCGCCGCUGCUGUCUCCGGGUGGGGUGGGCCAGAAUGGAGGGGCAGGAGGAGCGUGUGGUGUUAUCAGCCCGAGGGGGCAAGUGGCGAGGGAAGGACGGAGUGGUGGUGCUGCUGGGUCAGGGUCCGAAGCUAUGUUCAAGGGUAGCAGUGGGAAGCAGGCUGUGGAUGGGGGCGGCAGUGCAAUGGGUUCGACACGGUCGAGCAAGUUAGAGAGCGGUGGGCCGAAUGACGAGCUGGCAGGGCGGCUUCGAGCUCGAAUCGAUAAGAUUGAGACGGGCCCGAAAUGUGAUGAUCUGAAUGCUCACAAGUGA